AGAGCUGGGAGGAGUGAGACAGAGAGAGGGGGGGAUACAGAAGGAGUAAAGAAGAGAGAGAGAGAGACUUCUGUGUUGCACCAUAGAAGGCCGUUUUCUGUGGAUUAUAACUUUCACUCACUCCAACUGUUAGGGGAACCCCGCUUGUUUCCAUGACGAUGGCCCCGACUACGGACAGGUGUUAAUUAGGUCGCCUUCCCGGUAACCAAGGAAAUUAGAAAAAGUCGCCGCCAUGCCGACCAGGAUAUCGCCGUUAGAUCCCGCCCCAGGGGGGACUCCGCCCACCGUCCGAGUGGCUCCGCCCAUUACUGCCCUGCAGGAGAUUAGCGAGGGGCCAAGGGAGCACAGGUCACAGAGGGGGGGAGGAGCUGGUGUCCUCUUCAACAUCAACAACAGCAACAACAACGAAGAAGAGGAGGAGGAGGAGGAGAAAAGGAAGAAAAGAGAAGAAAGGAAGGAAAAGAAAGAAGGAAAAGAGAAGAGAAAGAAAGAAAGACAAGAGAAAAGGGAGAGGAAAGAGAAGCGACAGAAAGAGAAGGAAGAGAAGGAAAAGGAGAAAGAAAAAAAGAAGGAACAGGAGAAAGAGAAAGAAAAGGAGAAGGAAGCCCCUAAGGAGAUUAAAGUCAUUGAUCCAGCUGGUAAUACCUACUACCACUGGCUCGCUAUCAUCACAUUGCCUGUUAUGUACAACUGGACGCUGAUCAUAGCAAGGGCAUCUUUUGAAGAGUUACAGACGGACUACCUUAUGCUCUGGAUCUUUCUGGACUACUCAUCUGACCUUAUCUACAUUGCUGACAUGUUCUUCAGAACACGAACAGGCUUCCUGGAGCAGGGUCUGCUGGUGAAGGAUGAGAAGAAGCUACGGGACCGCUACAUCAACAGCCUCCAGUUCAAGCUGGACCUGGCCACCAUCGUCCCCACCGAUGUCUUCUACGCCUACUUCGGCAUCAACUACCCUGAGAUACGCCUCAACAGGCUGCUCCGGUUCAACCGGAUGCUGGAGUUCUUCCAGAGAACCGAGACGAGAACCAACUUCCCCAACCUGCUGCGGAUCUCCAACCUGGUCAUGUACAUCGUUAUCAUCAUCCACUGGAACGCCUGCCUCUACUACUCUGUCUCCAAGGCCAUUGGCUUUGGUUCUGACAGGUUUGUGUAUCCGGAUCCAAUUAACCCAGAGUUUGGCCGGCUGGUCAGGAAGUACGCCUACAGUAUGUACUGGUCCACCCUGACACUCACCACCAUCGGUGAAACACCGCCCCCUGUCGAGAACUCUGAAUACUUCUUUGUGGUCACAGACUUCCUGGUGGGAGUGUUGAUCUUCGCUACCAUCGUUGGUAACGUCGGCUCCAUGAUCACCAACAUGAACGCUGCGAGGGCCAACUUCCAGGCCCGCAUUGACGCCAUAAAACAGUACAUGACCUUCAGAAAGGUGACGGUAGACCUUGAGAAGCGUGUGAUCAAGUGGUUUGACUACCUGUGGACCAAUAAGAAAGCUGUGGACGAGAGGGAGGUCUUGAAGUUCCUCCCAGACAAACUCAGAGCUGAGAUAGCUAUCAAUGUUCACCUGGACACACUCAAAAAGGUGAAGAUCUUUGCCGACUGUGAGGCCGGUCUUCUGGUGGAGCUGGUGCUGAAGCUGCAGCCCCAGGUGUACAGCCCCGGGGACUACAUCUGUAAGAAGGGCGACAUCGGCAGGGAGAUGUACAUCAUCAAGGAGGGGAAACUGGCCGUGGUCGCGGACGACGGCAUCAAACAGUUUGUCGUCCUCAGUGACGGCAGCUACUUUGGAGAGAUCAGUAUUCUGGCCAUCAAAGGGAGUAAGGCGGGGAACAGGCGUACGGCCAACAUCAGGAGCAUCGGCUACUCGGACCUCUUCUGCCUGUCCAAGGACGACCUGAUGGAGGCCCUGACGGAGUACCCCGACGCCAAGGCCAUGCUUGAGGAGAAGGGACGGCAGAUCCUGAUGAAGGACAACCUACUGGACCUGGAGGUGGCAGCCCAGGGCCCGGACCCCAAAGAGAUGGAGGACAAGGUGGACCGCAUGACCACGAACCUGGACGCGCUGCAGACCCGCUACGCUAAGCUGCUGGCGGAGCACGAGGCAGGCCAGGGCAAGCUGAAGCACCGACUCACACGGCUGGAGAAGAAGAUGGUCCCGCCCACACUACCCGUGGGCCCCCCCCCACCAUCGUCUUAGACAGGGAGGGAGACCCAGUGGGUGUGGCAGACCUAGGGAGAGAGGGGGAGUGGAAGGAGAGACCGGGAGGGAGGGACAAUGCAGUUUUAGUAGUGGGUGGAGCGAGCCUGGAGGUGUGGAAGAGAGGAGGAGGAGGAGGAAGGAAGAAGAGGAGGUCAUUCAAAAAGAGGAUGGUUAUUUAUUUUGUUUUCAUCAGAAUGAAUGAACUACUGUUUUGACGUUGUGAGGUAUUGUUGCAUUAAAAUUCCUUUGUUUAAUUAAUGGAUGUUAAAAUGUAAUCCUAGAAUUAUAGGGGAUCAAUUUUGACCCUGAAAAAUACACAGAGGAACAGACUGAGGUUUCAUCCAGGUGCGAUUGAAAACUCGGAGAACAGAUAACGUAUCCGAUCAUCAAUUUGAGCUGAGAAACUAAACUUUGUAACACAAAACAUUUUACAUUUUGGUGGUACAUCUAUAGUCUGUGCUACCCUGAGAUUCCAUUGUUGCUUGAGUUUAGCGGUUUUGCUUUAUAGACAAACAAUCCUUCGCCAUAAACAUUCACUUCAUUUAGUUCCUUACAUUUUUUUCUAUUUUAAUGAAUAAAAAGAAUCAUGUGUAUUCAUACAGAAUCAAAAGAUGCUUCAACAAAAAAGGUUACACUCAUAGA
Messenger RNA from Gadus macrocephalus (Pacific cod), 2842 nucleotides. RefSeq names its product cyclic nucleotide gated channel subunit alpha 1b (gene cnga1b). Gene Ontology annotation, cellular component: plasma membrane; intracellular cyclic nucleotide activated cation channel complex. Gene Ontology annotation, biological process: monoatomic cation transmembrane transport. Lineage: Eukaryota; Metazoa; Chordata; Actinopteri; Gadiformes; Gadidae. The coding region runs from base 233 to 2197 and encodes 654 amino acids. The transcript has 15 exons. The record is from RefSeq and is a predicted model, not a curated record. Gene Ontology annotation, molecular function: cGMP binding; intracellularly cAMP-activated cation channel activity; protein-containing complex binding.